Molecule: messenger RNA, 2002 nt
Organism: Diuraphis noxia (Russian wheat aphid)
Lineage: Eukaryota; Metazoa; Arthropoda; Insecta; Hemiptera; Aphididae
Product: solute carrier family 61 member 1-like
Biological process (GO): molybdate ion transport
Cellular component (GO): membrane
Molecular function (GO): molybdate ion transmembrane transporter activity
Source: RefSeq, a predicted model, not a curated record
CACUGAUUAUCGAGUACGAAUUGGAAUUAUUUAGAGUUUAGACGUUGCACGAAUAUAAUAUAACGACUGAAACGUUCUGUGAAAUUUUAUCGUCGAAACUUCCUAUAAAACGACGUCGUCUCAUUGCGGUGCACAURCCUAAUAUUGUGUACAAUGUGCACUGCACGGUUUUUUAUUGUAAUUUUUUCUCCGGAAUAAUCAUGUGAAAAACGAUUAGGCACAUUUAGUCUAGCGAUACGGACCGGCCGCACCGUCGUCGUCCGGCCCUAUCCGAAAACCGAUACGACAUGACAGUAUUGUGCCGUGUUCUUAGAAAAUGUUAUGAUGAUGAUGAUGAUCGUUACUGAAUAAUAUUAUAUCGUCAUGAUAACACGUAAUGAAAAAAGCAAUGGUAUAUUUAUAUCGUUGUGUGACAUCCGUACGUCGAACCACGAAGUAUUUUAAUUUUAAUAUUUUUUUAGCUACUAGUCACGUAGAAAAAAAAAUCCGAAAACGUUCCAAACGAUGUUGAUUGUCCCUGUGCUGUGAUGACAAAUGGAUGUCAUGUUCCUGAUUGUCAUAACCGUGUUGCUGGUGAUUGCAGCAAUAUUGUUUGCAGUGUCCAAAAAGUACGUGGUGGAAAAACUGAAACAAGAAACCAACGCAGACUUUCAAAAACUCCAGAGACGUUACUUGACUGUGUACUGCUUGGCAUGUUUUGCUGAUUGGCUGCAAGGACCGUAUGUCUAUAAAUUAUACAAGCAGUACGGCUAUGAUGAAGGAGAGAUYGCUGUCCUUUUCAUUACUGGCACAAUAUCCAACAGUUUAUUUGGUACCAUUACAGGAGCACUGGCUGACAUUUAUGGCCGUAAAAUGCUAUGCAUUUCUUAUGGUAUAUUAUAUUCUGGGUGUUGUAUGACAAAAAUGUUUGGGAACUUUCAAUUAUUGCUUGUUGGACGCAUGUUGGGAGGUAUAAGCACAUCUAUUUUGUAUUCAGCAUUUGACUCGUGGUAUAUCAAUGAGCAUAUAAAUUAUCAUAAGUUGCCAGAAGAAUGGUUGAAUAGUACAUUUGCCAAAGCAACUUUUUUUAACGCUACACUUGCCAUACUGGCUGGUUUGUUGUCUUACUUCUUAGUGAGCGUGUUAGAAUAUGGACCUGUUGCUCCUUUUAUAAUGGCCAUUCCAUUUCUCAUAACUUCUACCAUAUAUGUUAUCUCUGUGAUAAAUGAGCAUUACGUUCGCAACACAAAGUCGGCUUCAGCGUCAGUGAAAAAAGCUGUUAUUCUAUGGAUGACAAAUAAAAAUAUCUUUAGCCUUAGUGUUGUUCAAUCAUUGUAUGAAGGUGUCAUGUACUUGUUCAUAUACAUUUGGACCCCUACAUUUGACGUGUUAAAAGACUCAAAACCACCUUUGGGGCUAGUAUUUUCAAGUUUUAUGUUAGCUCUGAUGAUAGGUUCAAAAAUAUAUUCAAUAUUAUUAGGAAAUAGUUUUCUAGAUUCAAAAAAACAACUACAACUGGCUACAUUUAUAGCAAGCUUUUCAUUUUUAAUUUGUGCCUUGACAAUAUCAAACAUAUUUAUUGAUUACAAUGGCCAACAAAAAUACUAUAAGGUAAUGAUUUGUUACUUUUUUUUCUUACUAUUUGAAAUCUCUAUUGGUAUGUACUUUCCAUCUAUGACAUAUUUAAAGAGUCAAGUAAUACCAGAAAAAAUUAGAGUUACUAUAUCAAAUGUAAUUAAAAUACCUAGCAAUCUUUUUAUAUGUAUGGCACUUUUAUGGAUAUAUUGUAAAGAACCAAAAGAGAAAACUAUAUUAAAAAUUGAUGAAAAUCAAGAACCUGAUGUAGAUUUUAUUUUUACAAUUUUUGUUGUAUGUUUUAUUGCAACAUUCGUUACAUUUAUAUUUUCUAAAAUAUUUUCUAAGUUUCACACUGAAACCUACAAAGACAUAAUUAAACGUCAUGAAAUUGAAGUAUAAAUAUGUCCAUAACUAUAUUAUUAUUCAUAUAAUAAUAUAAAUUAUG